UAUCUUUGUUUAUCUAUUUGUAACAUUCUAUAAGAAAUAGUUUCCUCAUAGAUAUAAAAUGGUUUAAUAGCUUUAUACUCUAUGAUUUGUUUGAAAAUAAUCAUUCCUACAAAUAAUCAAUGUUCCACCGAAAUGAUUAGCACUUGUCAUUAAUUUGAACAUUAUUAACAUAGCAUGUGCUUAGAUUCUUUCGGUGACAUGUACAUACAAACAUGAAAAUAUAAAGAAUAGUGUUUGUAUAUAUAUGAUGGUGUACUAUAGAUCUAGAGUGUUACAAUCAAAUCUAUCUCAUCUUCCCAAUGGAACUUAAAACUUUGGUAUUCAUCAUCACCAUCUCUAUCACCGCUCCACUUCCAUCGCUCUCUUCUCAAACCCCAUCCAACAAAACAGCACCAACACUAAGUUCUUCUCAAUACAAAAGCCUAACCCGCAACACCAUUCAACAGCAGUUUCUCCGACCACACAACGCCUUACGAGCCAAGCUUUAUCUCCCUCCUCUCAAAUGGAGCAACAGUCUCGCCCGCUAUGCCACCCGGUGGGCAAGAACCCGCCGUGGAGACUGCAACCUUAUCCACUCCGGUGGACCUUAUGGGGAGAAUCUCUUUUGGGGAAGUGGAAAAGGGUGGACCCCAAAGGACGCGGUGGUUGCGUGGGCUUCGGAGAGGAAAUUCUAUGACCGGAGGACUUACCGAUGUAAGGCGAAUGGUGACUGCUUGCAUUACACACAGCUUGUGUGGAAGAAGAGUUUGAGGAUUGGAUGUGCAACUGUGUUUUGCAUGAGCGGUGACACUUUUAUCAUUUGUAAUUAUGAUCCUCCGGGUAACAUUGUCGGACAACCACCCUUUUGAAUGUUGUGCACACCUCAUUUAAAAUUUUCUUUAUGUUUUCUGAAAACAUGUUGUAAAUUUAUCAUAUAUGAUAUAUCCAUAUCAUAAAUUUAAAAUCAAAAGUUAAACCUUCA
Messenger RNA from Brassica napus (rape), 961 nucleotides. Its product is annotated as pathogenesis-related protein PRB1-3. Lineage: Eukaryota; Viridiplantae; Streptophyta; Magnoliopsida; Brassicales; Brassicaceae. Bases 300 to 848 code for a protein of 182 amino acids. Gene Ontology annotation, cellular component: extracellular region. The record is from RefSeq and is a predicted model, not a curated record. The transcript has a single exon.